AUGAUUUGGGAAGGUGUCAUAACCUUUUGUUAUGCAGUUAUGGCCUCCGACCUGUGUGACAGGUGCUCCCGGUUGCUCCAAGACUUUGCUGCACGUCUGAGGAGAGUUUGGGAGGAGUUCAAGUACAAACUGGAGGAAGUUUUUGGAGAACUUCUCCAGUGUACCUGCUGUGGGAAUGCUGAGCGGAGGAUGGCUCAAGAUUUAUCGUCAUUGCAGCUCAUGUGUGAUGAUGAAACUCACGUUUUCAAUCAAAGAAGCCUCCAAGCACUGAACCGACUAGCAGCCUCUCAAAAUGCAGAUCUGCAAAUGUCUGCAGCCAUUUAUUACCUGCACAUCAGUCACCACUUGAAAUCUCCCUUACCAGAUGCCUUUGUGGAAACAAUCACGGCUCUUCUUUUGUCCCCUGACCUGGAUGUGCAGAAGACUACUUCCUUUGCCCUGGUUAAUCUACUAGUAAAGAAAAAUGUUUGUAAAGAGUUGGUGAUCGAGACGGGGAUGUUGGUGCCGCUGUUGGAGUUGUUCCAGUCGGGGGAUCCAAUGGCUCAGUGUCACUCUUGUGCCUGCAUAGCCAUGCUGGCGUCCUCAGAAUCGAACAGAGAUUCUAUUUUGGUGGACGGAGUGAUGCCUCUGUUGGCUUUGGCAAAAUCCUACGAUCCAGCGGUACAGCUGAAUGCAGCGUGGGCCCUGUUGCAUCUCUCCCACUCAGAUAGGUCGACAAGGACUCUGUGUCAAGCAGGGGGCAUCCCUGUCUUGGUCCUCCUGCUGCAGUCCUCCAGGUCAGAAGUUCAGUUUUACAGCUGCACAGCUCUUUGCAACAUUGCCGCCGCUCCAGAGCAUCACCCAAAGUUGCUCAGCAUUGGGGGUCAUUAUUUGUCCAAGUCGCUUCUGACGCUGAUGUCUUCUUCUGUAGAAAAGAAUGCAGCCCAAGCAUGCAGAUGCCUUCAAACUCUUUCAAAGAAUGUUCGGGUCCAGGAACACCUCAUGGAGCUUAACUGUGUGUUGCCUCUGAAGUCCCUGCUCAAAAGUUCAAACACUGCAUGGAUGCAGUCAGCUUUAACGCUGCUGUGCACACUGACUGCACACCCACCAAACCGUGAUCUCUUCAUGAGUGAAGGACUGCUGAGGGAAGUCGGUCGGCUGCUCCAUCGUCCCAGCUCAAACUCUGCUCUGAUCUCACAAAGUUGUCAGCUCAUCACUGGCCUCUGCAGCGCCUGCAUGGACGAGCAGGCUGUGAAGGAGAGCCUGUGCUUAUCAGGGCUGCUCCGAGGACUUGAGUCUCCUUCCCUGUUAGAUGAGACGUUGCUGCAUGUGACUUUGUGUUUGCGUCACCUGAUGAACUGGGAGGGGCUGAGGACUACUUUGUCCACUUCAGUAUCACCAGAGCAGGUUUGGAGGCUGGUGCAGCUUUCCGGACAGACAAGAAAUCCUGAGCUGUCCUACAACUCUGCAGCCGUCGUGCACGCAUUUGAACCGACAGAAAGCUUCCUCCAGCUGCUGAGGCCUCACUACAGCGCAGUGGCUAAAUAUUUGUUGCUGUUCCUCAAAAGGAAAGAUGUUAAAUUCCAGCAGCUUGGCAUUGCUGCUGUAGAUAAACUCAAGAAUGAUGGACACUUUUCAACGGCAGUGACCGACGGCGAGCUGGAGGCUUGGCUGUCGCAGGGACAUACAGGGACGGAGGAGACGAGAUGGCUGCUGAGAACCACUCGGCCUCCGUCGCCAUCUUCUGGUUAACCCUCGACUUGCUCAGUAUUUUUACGAAAAGUCCAAGAUGUUUACUUUGAUGCAAAACUUUGAUUUUUGACUUUUUUACAUGCCGCUCUUUUCUAAAAUUGUUUUUAUAUUUGUAUUUUUGUUUUUACAUAUCUGUCUUUAAAAAGAAGAAAAGGACAGAGGUGUGGCAUCAGCUUUAAUAUAUUUGAACAUUUUUAUAAAGCUAACUUGUGAUAGUCUAGAACAGUACUUAAGGUAUAGGAUCAAGUUUAAGUCACGAUUUUUAUGCAUUUUUAUGCUUAAAAAGCAUUUAACCUACAGCUCUCUUGAUUUGAAGCAACUGUGAAAGCAAACAAAUAAACAAAAAAAAAAGGCAUUGUUGCAUUCUCGCCUCUAAGACAGCACACACACAAAAUUAAAGCCUAUCUUUGGAAACCGUAUCGUUGUAGCAGCUUCUUACAUACGAUUGCUAUAAUUUUACAAAAGUUCAAGAUUAAAAUUGCAACGCGGCGACAUUGAGCUCUCAACUGCAUCUCAAUUUAUUCGAGUUCCACUGAGG
This is a messenger RNA of Poecilia latipinna (sailfin molly), 2269 nucleotides long. Its product is annotated as vacuolar protein 8-like. The coding region runs from base 1 to 1731 and encodes 576 amino acids. NCBI's taxonomy places the organism in Eukaryota, Metazoa, Chordata, Actinopteri, Cyprinodontiformes, Poeciliidae. Gene Ontology annotation, biological process: nucleus-vacuole junction assembly. Gene Ontology annotation, molecular function: protein binding; protein-membrane adaptor activity. The record is from RefSeq and is a predicted model, not a curated record. The transcript is spliced from 13 exons.